Messenger RNA from Selaginella moellendorffii, 1398 nucleotides. Its product is annotated as pentatricopeptide repeat-containing protein At4g02750. The coding region runs from base 1 to 1398 and encodes 465 amino acids. Gene Ontology annotation, molecular function: protein binding; RNA binding. Gene Ontology annotation, biological process: RNA modification. NCBI's taxonomy places the organism in Eukaryota, Viridiplantae, Streptophyta, Lycopodiopsida, Selaginellales, Selaginellaceae. The transcript has a single exon. The record is from RefSeq and is a predicted model, not a curated record.
AUGAAUGUUGCGCUUCUCGCGAAUCGUCUCCGGCAAAGCACGAGUCUCGUGGACACGACUCGGAUCCACGCGAUCAUUCUUGGGGCGGAAGAGUUUAGAUCCGAUCGUCUCCUUGCGAAUUUUCUGAUCGAGGCUUAUGGGCGGAGCGGAAGCCUGGCACAGGCGCGUGCUGCGUUUGAUUCCGUGAAGCAGCGGAAUGUUUACUCGUGGAACUUCAUGGUGUUGGCUUAUGCCCGCAACGGGCAUCUUGAUGACGCGAGGAGGCAGUUUGAUGCAAUGCCUUCGCACGGGGUUGUUGCAAGCACAGCACUUUUAGUUGCGUACUCGCAAAACGGUGAUCUUCUUCAGUGUAGUCAUAUUUUCAAGACGAUUCAGCAAAGCUGCGUCGUUGCUUGGACCGCUAUGCUUUCUGCAAAUGCGGUGAAUGGGCUUCUCGAAGAAGCAAAGCGUGUUUUUGAGAGAAUGCCUGCCCGUGAUGCUGUAGCGUGGGACGCAAUGUUACAAGCCGCUUCUGAAAACACAAACAUUCUGGAAGCAAGAUCACUGUUUGAGAAAAUACCACAGACCACUCUCGUCUCGUGGACCUCUCUCAUUUUCGCAAAUGCACAGGCAGGAAUGAUCAGAGAAGCGGGGGAACUAUUCCAGAAUAUGCCUCAGAGAAACGAAGUCUCGUGGAACGCCAUGGUUUCGUCUUACUCAAUGCUUGGAGACGCAGAUAGAGCUGUGGAAUUGCUCAAAACUAUGCCCCAUAUUUCAACCAUUGCAUGGACGUCGAUAAUCACAGCAAAUGCCGCAUCUGGAGACCUUGGAAAAGCUAAAGCCGUGUUUGAUUCCAUGCCCGAGCACAACCUGGUAGUCUGGAACACCCUCAUUGCGGCCUACUGUCGGGCUGGGAAUCUCCGAGAGUCGACAAAGAUCCUUGGCAGGAUGCCGGCGUGGAGCACACUGACAUGGAACGCCGUGGUUGCCGCAUGUGGUCACCACGGUUACACCGCGGUUGCCGUGGGGCUAUACCACAGCAUGGAACUGGAGGGGAUGAAGCCCGAUGCGACCACGUACGCGGGCAUUUUGACUGCCCACAGCCAUUCUGGGCAGCUCGAGAGCGCUCGAUCCCAUUUUGUGGGAAUGGUUGCCGAUCACGGCAUUUUGCCGAGCUUGCAGCACUACUGCUGCAUGGUUGACAUUCUUGGGAGAUUGGGGCGGCUGGAAGAUGCCCAAGACUUGAUCGAUUCAAUGCCUUAUUUGCCUGACCAUGCCGUGUGUGUGAGCUUGCUUGCUGCACGCAGGAGCCAUGGCGAGAUUGGAUCCAUCAAUGCGCCAAAGUGCAAUGUGAGCGAAGACAAGAGCGCUCCCUACAUGCUCUUAUCCACGGCUAUGCUUCAGUUGACAUUUUCUUGA